Octopus sinensis (East Asian common octopus) is the source of this 895-nucleotide messenger RNA. RefSeq lists its product as uncharacterized. The transcript has 2 exons. NCBI's taxonomy places the organism in Eukaryota, Metazoa, Mollusca, Cephalopoda, Octopoda, Octopodidae. The record is from RefSeq and is a predicted model, not a curated record. The coding region runs from base 122 to 616 and encodes 164 amino acids.
CCCUCACUCACUAUCUCCUAGUCUGUCUACCUCCAUCUCUCCCCUCUCUCACUUCCUCUCGUUCCAAAACACUCCACAUUUCGUUACAGCAACACUUUUCCAAACCAGACGUCUUCUAACCAUGGCUGUGAUGCAUCGUCUUCGGGAAAUCAGCGGAGAGAUACUGAAGAAACUUCCCAGCAGUCGUGAAGAUGCUAUUGCCGUCUACGUACCGACUUUUGGUGCCAUCAGCUACAGUGUCUUUGCCCUCAACAUUAUGGAACACGCUAGAUUUAAAAGACUUUUUGCCCCAAACGAGCUUUUGGUAGCCAACACCCUGUGGCUAAACGCUCACCUUGGCAUCGGAUUCUUCAUCUACAGCCGGCGACACCUGUCAGACAGUCCUGUCUACAAGCGAAUCAUCUACAGUGCCUUCGGAACGAUAGCGUUCAAUUUUGGAUCGGUGUUGCUGUGGGCGUCGCUCAAGUCCCUUCUACCAAACAGCACUGGGCUCCGUGUCCUUUUCGGUCUUUUGUCAAGCUGGGGCCUUCUGUACGUCGGUAAGGACUACCUCGACCACGUAGACACGCACGUGCCCUCAAUUCCGGUUGAUUCUGUCACCACGCUUGAGGAGUAGUGAUUUCGGAAAGCUAGAGAGGAGUUGUAGUGAGAGAGAGAGAGAGGAGAGAGAAUGAGUGUAUGUGUGAGAGAGCGAAAGAGAGAGAGAGACAGAUGGAGGAGAGGAGGAGUAUUAGAGAGUGUGUGCAAGAGGCAGAGAAAAGGAAGAGUGUGUGAAAAAGAGAUAGAGAGAGAGAGAGAGAGAUGAUAUAUGAGAGAGUGUGUGAGAGUGUGACAGACAAGAUUGAGUUUGUUGACACUAGAUGGCAGCAGUAACAUUUAAAAAACACAAGAAGAA